AUGGCCCGCCCCCCAAACCCUAACCCCGCCUCGUCCUCUGGCCCCUCCCACCACCCCGCGAGUGCCGUUUCCGCCACCACCGUUGCCUCUACAGGGUCCACAGAGACGUGCGUGGCUCCCCUCAUCGGAGCGGCUUCUCCGGACCUGCCCACCCUGUGCCAGGUGGGCACUGCCCUCUCGCCCGGACGCCCUGGCCGCUGCCCCGUCACAUCUACAGCCGGCUCCUCCUUCAGCGUCCUGCGGUCAUCACAAGUGCCGAGCAGGGCCGCAGUCUCGCGGGACGUCUCGACCAGGGUGGCAUCAGUGUGGCCAGUCCGGGUACUGGCUGGGCCCUCCCUCAGCUUCGCACACGUGGGUCCCUCCACGGGAGGCCGCCAGGGCCUUAGGAGUAGCUGCCAGGUCCUGCUGCCCGCCGGACGGGAGGGGGUGCCACGCAAGGUGGGCCGGGGUCCAGAACCUGCCCGGCGCUCAUCAUCCCCCGAGUCCUUGUCACCGUCCCAUCUCGCUUGGAUGACCCUCCCUGGCCCCCAUCCCACGCCGGCCGGCAGGGCAGCCAAGGGGCCCACGGUGACCCGGGUCCUGCCCCCAGCACUCCGCCCGCAGCCCGCCCGGGGCCCUCUUGCCACGGGCAGCUCCCAGCCCACGGCUGAGCGUCUCAGUGUCGGGGGGAGGUGGACAGCCCAGCCCCGCGGGCUUCCAGCGAAGGACCCGCGGGAGGACACAGGGUCUGUGUGGGCGCCGGGGUGUGGAGACCUGAGGCGCGUCGUGGCCGUUAGAGCGGGGGCCCUUGGGGUCCUCGUUAGGGCGGGAGGCCUGCGGACCACACUGGCCGGUCCUCCAGUCCCCGUGUGUGUAACUGGCAUGGACGCCUGUUCCGCUGGGGCGACCCCUGAGCUGGAUUCUCACAGGGAAGGGUGCGCUCUUGUGGUGGGACCCCGGUGGGAGCUUCGUGCCCGCCAAGGGCGAGCAGCGCCCACCGCGCUCUGGGGAGGAAAGGGGGCCGAGGCUAGGCCUCUCAGCCCCGCGGGGUCCCGGUCAGUCGCCGGGCCGGCCCUGCAGCGCCCGCUGCCCCCGGACUUCCCGCUGCGACUGGAUGGCAUGGGCUGGGCUGGUGUUCUGAGCAGAACCGCUGGGCAUGUGGCUGGAGGCGGGGAGGCCGGUGGGCUCGGGGAGCGUGCGUGGCCACAGUUUGAACGUGCUCUUUUCUGUCCCCAUGGAGAAAGCAGACUGGACACAGCCGUCCCACAGCACGGGCCGGGGCAUCCCGGGCGUCGGCUGCCCGCGAGCCCAGGACGGUCACUGCCCAGGCUUCAGCCCUGCCCCUCCAGUCUAGGCCUGGCAUGA
This is a messenger RNA of Rangifer tarandus platyrhynchus (Svalbard reindeer), 1344 nucleotides long. Lineage: Eukaryota; Metazoa; Chordata; Mammalia; Artiodactyla; Cervidae. The record is from the annotation of a GenBank genome assembly.